AUGACGGCUGUGGCGGAGGUGGACGCGGGCGGGGUGGGCGUUAAGGUCGGGCUGGGGAUGGCUAUGACUGCUCUUCUGCUGGUGGCUCAGAUGGCGGGAGCUGGUUUCCUCUCUCUCCCCAAAGCUCUGGCUAAUUCAGGAUGGUUCGGCGUGGUGAUGAUGGUGGUGUUCUGCGUGACUAUCGGGUUCUCCGGGACGCGGCUCGGGCAGUGCUGGGUGAUGCUGGAGGAGCGCUGGCCUGCCCUCUACGCAGGGGGAUCCAGGCAGCCUUACAUGGAUAUUGCUGGGGUGACAUUGGGCAAGCCUGGCAGACUUCUCGCGCUGGUCUCCGUGUUCGCGGCCAUUUACGGCGUGUCCACAGUGUUCCUCAUCCUGAUCUCCUCCUUCAUGAAUGAGUUACUGCCGGUAUUGUCUAACUGUGAGUGGCUGCUGGUGGCGGGCGGCAUUGUCCUGCCCUUCACGUGGCUCGGCACCCCCAAGGACUUCUGGCAGUUGUCGGUGGUGGCCGCGGCGUCGACGGGCCUGGCGUGCUUGGUGAUCUUCGUGGAGCUGUUGGUGGAGGCGCCCGGGUUCCCUGAGCCGCAGUACACCAACCCCACCGUGUACACCUUUGCUCUGGGCUUCGCCUCCAUCCUCUUUGCCUUUGGCGGCGCCUCCGUCUUCCCCACCAUCCAGAACGACAUGGCGGGACAGGGCGCUCUUCGGCCGCAGCGUGGCUCUCGCAUUCCUCGCUCCCUCUAG
Scylla paramamosain (green mud crab) is the source of this 741-nucleotide messenger RNA. RefSeq lists its product as uncharacterized. The transcript is spliced from 5 exons. The record is from RefSeq and is a predicted model, not a curated record. Gene Ontology annotation, molecular function: amino acid transmembrane transporter activity. Gene Ontology annotation, cellular component: membrane. NCBI's taxonomy places the organism in Eukaryota, Metazoa, Arthropoda, Malacostraca, Decapoda, Portunidae. The coding region runs from base 1 to 741 and encodes 246 amino acids. Gene Ontology annotation, biological process: amino acid transmembrane transport.